Messenger RNA from Prunus armeniaca (apricot), 555 nucleotides. NCBI's taxonomy places the organism in Eukaryota, Viridiplantae, Streptophyta, Magnoliopsida, Rosales, Rosaceae. The record is from the annotation of a GenBank genome assembly.
AUGAACAACGCCAACCAGACGGCCAUGGACAUGACCCAAGCCGCAGCCGCUGCCGUUGAUCCAAGAAAUGUGUUGAACCAAGCCUACACGAGCAGCGCCAGAGUACAAGGCUCGUCCACAGCUUGCAUCCUCAGCCUCAAUAAAGAGCGUGGGGCAUUGCACGCCGUAAAUGUCGGGGACAACGGCUUCAUGGUGUUCAUGGACAGCAGGGGUUUGUACAAGUCUCCACCUCAGCAGCGCAUGUUUAAUUGUCCGUACCAGUUGGGGAACUACGUCGGCUACGAGCGUCCCAAGGCGACUUUGGAGUUUGUGAUGGAGGCCAGGGUCGGAGCUAGAAUUGUAAAAUUGGGGGGGCCGAAGGCCACUCUAGGUCUAGGAGUGACUCUGCCACUGAUGGAGGCAAUCCUGGGGGACAUCAUAGUGCUUGGGACAGAUAGGUUGUUGGACAACAUGUUUCCGAGUAAGAUUGAGGAUGUUCUUGUGGCGUAUAGAGGAAGCAGUCGGGAUUGUGAGGAGUUGGCUUCCGCCAUAACCAACCUGGCAUUGUUUAACUAG